GUGUGUUCGUUGAAUAAGCCGUUCAAGUGCACGUGGUAAGAACUGUCAAAAAUGCCGGUUUGUUGAUUGUUGUUAUGGCUCGGUGAUAAAUUCUUCAUCAAAUAUUGCUCACAAUGAAAGUAAGACCCCAUAAAAACGUGCGCCAAGGCAAGGUGGCAGGAAAGCAUGGUCGCGGAGGAGCAAACCAACCUAAAACCCGCAAGGAUUUGCGCAAGGAAAAGCGACAGCAGAAGAAGCUCAAUCGUUUCAAUUACCACAAUCGCAGCAGAAAAGACCGGCAUGAGAAUGGUAGAGGAGGCUUUCAAAAGAGUGCUCCGCAGCAAGAGUCCGAAGACGAGCUGGCGGAAGAAGAGAUUGACUCGGACUUGUGCUCGGGCGGAGAGGAAGAAGAGCAAAGCGGUAAACCCGUGACGACUCAGCUGGAUAUCGAACGCGAGAAGGAAAUGAUGGAGCUGCGCCAGUACGAGGCGAGCCUGAAAAACAAACGGAUCGAGCAGCUCGAGGCCGCGAAUGAAGAAGACGAUCGGGUGAUUAAAAAGUACGAAAAGUUGCUCAACAUCAAUCGGCGCAAAAACAAAGAAGGCGUGCCGAAGAGUUUCAACGAUGGCUUAGAUUAUGCGCUGGAUCUGUGCACCGAUGAAAGUAUCCGCAAAAUGUACGAAGCAGCAAAGGAGGCCGCGGAGUUGGAGGAAAAUUCGUCGGAUGAGUUUGCCGAAGACUUGCAACACGCCGUCGGGGCCCCUUUGAAUGGCAAGUCUGGAUCGAGGCCGAAAGAGGAUGACCACGAUACGGAACGCAUUUCGGAGACUACCAAUAAAUUGUCCCACAAAGAGAAGCGUCGAGUAGAGAACCUUAAGAAAAUAGAGGAGAAAUAUCUUGGCCUGGACGAAAUGGACGAUUUGGGAGCCUACGAUUCGGAGUUGGAGCUGGAACUGGAUGACCGUGACGGUGAAGAGUCGGACUACACCGAGAACGACGAACUCUAUUCGGGAUCCGAUGGUGAUGGAAUCGAGGAACCAGACCAAGGAGAGAGCACCGAGGAUGAGCUGGACGGACCGGAAAGUAAAAAGAGAAAGGUUAAAUUCACGCUCGAUAGAAAGGGUAAGAAAUCGACUGAUAAAAAGCAAAUCACAAGUAAAAAAUCCACCUCCGAGCAAGGUUCUUCUGAAGAGGAUGAAUCGAACCAUCCCGGACGUUUCGUCCUGCUAAAAUCGAGCAAAAAAUCACAAAAAGAAGUGAAAAAUAAGAAAUCCUCCGUACGGGUUGUGACGGAAGAAGAACUAGAAUCCGACGACAGUUUCGACGACGAAGAUGGGGAUGAUGAUGGAUUGGAUGAUAUUCUCGAUGGUUUAGAAUCGGAUGCGGAUUCUGAACGGGGUGAUCCAGCCCCACCGGCAAACGAUGGCACCUGGGAAGACAUUUAUGGCCGCAAGCGAGACAAAGCGGGAAAUGUGAUCAAAGAGGAUCCGGCUGCUGGUGUAUUGGGCAAUAAGUACGUUCCGCCACAUUUGCGUGCGAAGCUCGAAGCAUCCAAGGCGGGUACCUCGACGGAUCCGAAGCAACAGGAAAAAUUGUUGCGCCUCAAACGACAGCUGAAGGGUCAGGUAAAUCGACUUGCAGAAUCGAACGUACACCGAAUAUCGAUCGAACUGGACAAUCUGUACAUGCAAAACGCACGCUACGACAUGAACAGCACACUGACGAGCCUCAUACUGGACGCCAUCGUGGCACCUAGCCUCACUCCCGAGCGGAUGGUUCUCGAGCACACACUACUGGUGGCCAUUCUGCACGCGAACGUCGGCAGCGAAGUUGGGUCGCACUUUCUGGAAACGGUCGCCGAACGAUUCCUCGCACAGGCUCUAACGAUCGCCACGAUCGCCAACGAGGAGAAACAGUUGGAUAACUGUGUCCAGAUUCUGUGCCACCUGUACACGUUUGAUAUUGUCAAGGGAAAGCUUGUUUACGAGGUGCUACGGAAACUACUUGAAUGCUUCAAUGAAAAGGCCGUGGAAUGCAUUUUACUUGUGCUGCGUACGAUCGGGUUUAUCUUGCGUAAGGACGACCCACUCGCGCUAAAGGAUUUGAUCAUGGCUGUCCAAAAACAAGCGGCUUCCGCUCCGGAUGAGCUAAAGAAUGACCCCCGCGUUAAGUUUAUGCUCGAUACGCUGCUGGCGGUUAAGAACAACAACAUGAACAAGAUUCCGCAGUACGAUCCGACACUGGUGGAACAUUUCCGGAAGCUUCUGAAAGGAAUGAUCACGAGUGGAAAGUACAUCUCGACGCUGAACAUCGGCCUGCAAGAUAUCGUGAACAUUCCCGAGCGCGGCAAAUGGUGGCUCGUUGGCUCGGCAUGGCACGAUGCUCCCACUUCAGCCACGGAAAAGGGGAAAAGUACUGCUGGCCACGAUGGUACCGGUGGCGAGUUUAGCGAGCAGCUUCUUGAGCUGGCACGCCAACAGCGCAUGAACACGGACGACCGUCGCAACGUGUUCUGCAUUCUGAUGAGUGCGGAGGACUAUUUGGACGCCUUCGAGAAACUGCUGCGACUAUCGAUCAAGGACCUGCGCAUCGUGGUGUCGGUGAUCAUGCACUGUAGCCUCGCGGAGAAGGACUACAAUCCGUACUACAGCGUGCUGUCACAGAAGUUUUGCGAUUACGAUCGACGCUACCAGUUGGCGAUUCAGUUUGCACUGUGGGAUCGCCUGAAAGAGAUACACGCGCUCAAACAGCAGCAGUUGCGCAACUUAGGUCACUAUGUUACCCAUCUGAUCGCGGAAGGCGGCCUUCCGCUUUCCUGCCUCAAGGUCAUCGACUUUUCCGAUAUCGAUAAGGUAAGCCUGCGGCUGAUGCGGCAGGUGAUGCUGGGGCUACUGUUGGCAGCGGACGAGAACAAGUGUCUGCUGGUAUUCAGCCGUAUCACGGCGAGCUACAAGCUGAAAGCGUUCAAGGAUAGUCUCCGCCUCUUUAUGCACCACUUUCUGGCCCGGGGCAGCCAAACGAACCAGAAGCUACCGCAGGAACAGCUGCUGCUGUUGCAAAAUCGCAUCAAAGAAGCGGACCACCUACUGACCUCGGACGAUUCCCGAGUUCAGUUCGAUGAUGACUAACGUGACGUUGUGUACAAGAUGGUUUUGAUA
Anopheles bellator is the source of this 3137-nucleotide messenger RNA. Its product is annotated as nucleolar MIF4G domain-containing protein 1 homolog. Gene Ontology annotation, cellular component: nucleolus. Lineage: Eukaryota; Metazoa; Arthropoda; Insecta; Diptera; Culicidae. Bases 114 to 3107 code for a protein of 997 amino acids. Gene Ontology annotation, molecular function: RNA binding; protein binding. The record is from RefSeq and is a predicted model, not a curated record. Gene Ontology annotation, biological process: ribosomal small subunit biogenesis. The transcript has 3 exons.